CUUCGCCCACCCUCAGUCUGAUUCUAAAGUUUACUGCCCAGGUUCAAAAAUUCCACCACAUUCUACAAUGGCUUGCAAGUGUUCAGUUGUUUUGUUGCUUUUAAGUUUUGUUCUUCAAGUUCUUGCGCAGGACCUUCAGGGAAAUACGUACGUUGAAAAACAGUUACUUUGCGCCCUCGACAAGGCACCCUGUGAUGUUUUGGGAAGACAGAUUAAAGAUGCGUUGCCUGAAAUAAUCGGAAAAAACUGCAAAACCUGCGACCAACGACAAGUAGCCAACGCCAGAAGAAUUGCCAGGUUCGUCCAAACGAAGUACCCGCAAAUGUGGAACGCACUCGUCGAUAAAUAUGGCCCCAAAAGAGCUUAGAAAUAAUAAAACUUCAUAAAAAAAAUAAAAAAAGUUUGUGGCCCAUGGGGGGAUCGAACCCGCGACCUUCGCGUUAUUAGCACGACGCUCUAACCAACUGAGCUAAUGGGCCUGUGGUAAAUUGUAGAAAGGUUAUUGUACAUUUAAUAAAUUUAUUUAU
Molecule: messenger RNA, 527 nt
Organism: Brassicogethes aeneus
Lineage: Eukaryota; Metazoa; Arthropoda; Insecta; Coleoptera; Nitidulidae
Source: the annotation of a GenBank genome assembly